UUAGGGCUCUCUACUCUAUCUAUAUAAACGCCCUCUCAUUUUUACAACCCUUAAAUUCUCUGUCCACUGACGCAAAGCAUCCUCUCAUCUUUUCAAUCCAUACACCCACAGCGUUCUUUGCAGUAUUGAGAUUCACAGGUUCACGAGGUUGCAAUGGGGAAAAGAAUUAGUGCGCGCAUCCGAAAAUUUAUUUCCAGUACUGAACCAGGGCCCACCAGACCGACUACUUCAAUGGGUGUGGAUGUAACAGAAGAAUACGCUAAUGCCUUCCGCACCGAAUCAUACCUCGACUUCUGGACACGUGUCGUGGCAUUAUCCAAUGGAGACUCAACCAAGUCCAAUAAGCGCAUGCCAAUGGAGUCAACUACCGCAGCUCGGCUCCCAUCCUAUCGGCUCUUCGCGGAGCACCUUUUGGAUCCGGACCAACCCAUGGUUGCUCGGAUCUUAACCAUGGCCCCGAACCACCCCACACUCUUAUCCGACUAUUUCACCCAAACAGCCGACGCUUCCAUCCUAUGUGGCCUCCUAUUAAAAGACAUUGACAGUACACGUGUCAAAUACCGUUCCAUCAAAACCAGCCUCCAAUCCUUAAAUGACAGGUCUACCCCUGAAACACUGACCCGCCUAACCAAAUUAACCAGUGCCUUGUCCCUGAUUCGCAUUCAAGCCAUUCAAGCUGGGUGCUCAAACUUGCUAAAACGGCUCGAGUCAACUCGCAACAAGGCUCGAGCAAAGCUUCGGCUAGCGAACAAAUUAAGAGCCGGCUCAGCUAUUUUCUUAGUGGCGCUAACGGCUUCGUUAAGUGUAAUUGUAGUCACGCAUGCUCUUGCACUAGUUGUGGCGAUGCCGGCUUUUAUAGCUGCUUCUCUUGACUUGGCUUCGGCGAGGAAGCUAGCUAGGAUGGCUGCUCAGCUCGAUGCAGCCACGAAGGGGACUUACAUACUAAACAGAGAUCUAGAGACUGUUAGCCGGCUCGUGGCUCGGCUGAAUGAUGAGAUAGAGCAUAUGCAUGGCAUGGUUACGUUUUGGGUGGGGCGUGGAGAGGACUGGAGCCAAGCCAGCGGCGAAGUGGGUCGCCAGCUGAAGAAAAAUGAUUGUAGCUUUAGGCAGCAGCUUGAUGAGCUAGAGGAACAUUUGUAUCUGUGUUUCAUGACCAUUAACAGGGCCAGAAAUCUAGUUGUGAAGGAAAUUCUGGAUCCGGGUCAUACUCAUAGCACACAAUGACCCCCGCGCGCUGGUGGUUGAAUGUAUAAAUUAUUGGGUCAUAGUCAGUUUCAAGUUUCAUAAAAUGCAGCAAAUGUUCCUAAUCGAUGUUACGUUACGAAUCUACGAUGCAGAGACCAAAGGCCAAAUUUGGGUUUACUAGGUAGAGUCUAUAUGCAUGUAAAUGGGUCGGUGCAUGAUUUAGACAGAUAAUAAACUACUACAAGGUCUUCAUGAUCUUCUUGAAACAGGACUGGGACUGGCUGGACUGGCUGGCGGUCAUUCAAUGCCAAACCAACCAACACAACCAUGCCUCUUCUGUUCAGGCUAUGACAUUACUGAUAUUUUUCUACAAACACAACCAUGCCUCUUCUCCUCCCUAUCACCCCAUUUUGCCCCUAAUUAAGGCCAUCAGAUUCUGACCCACAUCAACAAAACUAACAAGAUGGGGAUGAUUAGGAUGAUGAUGGGGUCCUAUUGGAUUGCUCACAAUUGGAUGAGGCCACCAAAGAGGGAAACUCAACAGCCUAUUAAUUGGGGAAGAAACAUUUCCAAAGGUGACAGACCCACCAUUAAUCUUCCUCUAUUUUCAAGAAUUCCUUUUUUUUUUUCCCCCAAAAUAUGUCACUCUUUGGUUUUAAAUUUUUUCAAAUUUUCAAAUGAAAUUAUUGACUUUGUGGGAAUCGGUGAUGGGUGUUUAAUUGAGUAUGGUUUUUGGAGUUGAUACGGUCUACUGAAAACAAAAAUCCAGAAAAUCUAAUUCCAGGUGAAGAAGAAGAAGAAAUUGGUGUGGUUCGGACUCGCAUGUUCAAUUUAGCGAGUUCGCUAUUUUACGAACCACUUUUCAACGUCUCUAUAUUAGAGAAGCGAAUGAAGGGUUUUGAUCAUUGUUGGACUAUAUAAUCUUAUUUAAGUUAGUUCCCUCUCUUAUCAAACAUGGGUUUUCAAUGUUAUGCCAGUCUAGUCCAAUGAAACAUACCAAACACAGCCUUAUAAAAGAAUGCCUCGCUAUAUACGGAUUCUUUAUGGACCCAAUGAUAGAUAUAAUUGUAAUUCAUAUAGGCUAUUUAAUCAUGUUUAUGAGAAUUUAUGAAUUACC
Molecule: messenger RNA, 2302 nt
Organism: Prunus dulcis (almond)
Lineage: Eukaryota; Viridiplantae; Streptophyta; Magnoliopsida; Rosales; Rosaceae
Product: UPF0496 protein At3g49070
Exons: 3
Coding region: 154-1224 (356 amino acids)
Source: RefSeq, a predicted model, not a curated record